Choloepus didactylus (southern two-toed sloth) is the source of this 981-nucleotide messenger RNA. It is a transcript of the gene MYL5, whose product is annotated as myosin light chain 5. NCBI's taxonomy places the organism in Eukaryota, Metazoa, Chordata, Mammalia, Pilosa, Megalonychidae. Gene Ontology annotation, molecular function: calcium ion binding. Gene Ontology annotation, cellular component: cytoplasm. The record is from RefSeq and is a predicted model, not a curated record. Bases 1 to 981 code for a protein of 326 amino acids. The transcript is spliced from 8 exons.
AUGGCCUGCUGUGUUCUCUGUGUCUGUGCCCAUGGCCACCGGGGCCUCCUGCUGCCCCUCUGCGCCGAUUUGGAAAAGGGAGUGGUGGCCGGGGCCGAGCCAUCCUGGGGGACUGGGCAGGACCUUAAGACACUGGUCCUGGGGACCUGGGCAGGGGCUCAGACGCCAGCACAGGAACCGCAGGCCUAUGUGGGCAGACAGCUGUGUGCGAGUGUGCUGGGCGUGUGGUCUGUGCCCGUGGCCCACGCUGCCGCGCCUGGGAUCCAGCACAGUGCAGGGGGCGCCUGGGGGCUGUGCCGUCUCGGGGCCUCCGUGGGGCCACUGCCUCCCCUAGGGCCCAGGCCAACACCGAGCCCCCAGGGUGCAGCCGCCCCAGUCCUGGGACCCAGGCUUGGGGUCGGUGAGACCCCGCUGCCCAGCCCUGCUCAGGCCCACCCCGAUGACCCCCGGUCUCCAUCUCAGGCCAGCAGAAAGGCCAAGAAGAAGGAGGGAGGUGCCCUCCGGGCCCAGCGGGCCUCGUCCAAUGUCUUUUCCAACUUCGAGCAGACCCAGAUCCAGGAGUUCAAGGAGGCAUUCACACUGAUGGACCAGAACCGGGACGGCUUCAUCGACAAGGAGGACCUGAAGGACACCUACGCCUCCCUGGGCAAAAUCAAUGUCAAAGAUGACGAGCUGGACGCCAUGCUCAAGGAGGCCUCGGGGCCCAUAAACUUCACCAUGUUCCUGAACCUGUUUGGGGAGAAGCUAACCGGGACGGACACCGAGGAGACCAUCCUGAAUGCCUUCAAGAUGCUGGACCCCGAGGGCAAGGGGAGCAUCCACAGGGACUACAUCAAGCGUAUGCUGAUGUCCCAGGCCGACAGGAUGACCGCGGAAGAGGUCGACCAGAUGUUUCAGUUCGCCUCCAUCGACGCAGCCGGGAACCUGGACUACAAGGCGCUGAGCUACGUGCUCACCCACGGCGAGGAGAAGGAGGAGUGA